CCGAUCGCGGGUUGCUGCAUCAGCAAAGCUCCCAACGCCAUCCACGCCGCGCUGGUCGUCGAGGUCGACGUCGCACACACACGAGCAUCGUAGACUCAGCAUGAUGCACUUUCGCUAAUUUCUCUUCCCGUUCAGAUCCGCUUGGCAAGAUUCUCGGGAAACUGAAAGCAGUCCAUCAUCGCCAACUUCACCGUCACUUCCCAGCGAUUAUCCGGCGCUGAUCGGAAGCGAUAAUGUCGCCUCAGGACAACAGCUCGCUCAAGCGCGGAAGACAAUCCACUGGCGAAGUUCACGAUGAGCCCAAGAAGCCGCGAAGAUCGAAUCGGCUGUCUGGUCCCGAGGACGUGAAGCAAGGCCCAUUCCCAUCACCCAUCACGAACCAAGACACUGCCUCGACGGCGAACGAGACAGCAUCACCUCCGCCGUCCAAGAAGGAGCGCGAACAGCGAACGCCGCCAGCCAGCAGUCCACCUCCAUCACAGCGUUUUGCCGGCCUCUCUUCACCGUACGGCGACACCCAGCCCUACUCUCAGUUCUUGACACCGGCGCCAGUAACGUACGAAGUUGAGGACGAGGAGGGCGAGGGAGUAUGGGGCUAUCUUGUGCCGGCAGAGGGCCACACAGCUGCCCUGACGUUGCGUAAACGCGCUGCAUGCCCAGUGCCGCUCCACAGCACAGGCAAGCCCAAUGGGCGGCAGAAAGUCAAGAAGGGAGAAUGGAAAAAGCAAGAGGAAGCGUACGAAGCUGAUAAGGACGCAAACGGUGUGCCUGCUGGCGGAUAUCUGAUCGGACGACAUCCAGAAUGUGACAAGAUCGUGAAAAGCGCAGUAGUGAGCAACAGGCAUUGUUUGAUCUUCGCCGAGAACAAAUCUGGCGCCACCACUGCGGUGCUCGAGGAUCUGAGCGGAAAUGGCACAUAUGUCAAUGAUCAGCUCAUUGGACGCAACAAGAGACGCGAGCUCCAAGACGGAGACGAGAUCUCGAUCGUGAGCGAUGCACGAUUCAUCUUCAGGUACCCUCGGACCAAAGAGAGUGGCAGCGGUUUCCGCCAACAAUAUACCAUUCAAGGUCAGCUUGGCAAAGGACAUUUCGCGACCGUGUACCUCUGCUGUGAGAAGAGCACUGGUAUGCGCUAUGCUGUAAAGAAGUUCGAAAAGCGGAGUGGACCUGGUGAAAAGAGUAAAGUGGAAGGACUACAACAGGAGAUUGCGGUCCUCAUGGGAGUCAGUCAUCCGAAUGUGCUCUGUCUUAAGGAGACGUUCGACGAGGCCGAUGGUGUGUACCUGGUCUUGGAGUUGGCGCCGGAGGGAGAACUGUUCAACUGGAUAGUCAUGAAGCAGAAGCUCUCAGAAGUGGAGACGCGUAAGCUCUUCAUCCAACUAUUCCAGGGGAUCAAGUAUCUGCACGAGCGAAACAUUGUGCAUCGGGACAUCAAGCCCGAGAAUAUUCUGAUUGUCGACAAACAGCUGAACGUCAAGAUUGCUGAUUUUGGUCUGGCGAAGAUCAUCGGCGAAGAGUCUUUCACUACUACACUCUGUGGCACGCCGUCAUACGUCGCACCCGAGAUUCUUGAACAGACCAAUCGCCGUCGCUAUACCCGAGCUGUCGAUGUCUGGAGUUUAGGCGUGGUACUGUAUAUCUGCCUGUGCGGCUUUCCUCCAUUUUCAGAUGAGCUCUAUUCGCCAGAGAACCCAUACACGCUGAGCCAGCAGAUCAAGAUGGGUCGCUUCGACUAUCCUUCGCCGUAUUGGGACUCAGUCGGCGAUCCAGCACUCGACCUCAUUGACCGCAUGCUCACAACAAAAGUCGAAGAUCGUAUCACAAUCGACGAAUGCCUGGAACACCCCUGGAUUACGGCUCGCACCAUCAACCCCACCGAUAGUACCGAUGGCUUGACAGGUGCGAUCGGUAACCUCGAUUUCUCACAGCGCAAACCACAGCGAGAGCGCACUUUGCUCGCGGCCAUCAACGAUGUCAAGGUGUCACGCGUUAUUGAAGCUCAGCCGGAUGCGCCGCCGAUCAAAGUCUGGGAGAAGAAUUCGCAAUCACGCUUUCACACUCAGCGACCUGCGAGCCAGCCGAAGUCGAAGAAGAUUAAUGGUCAUUUCGAGCGCACGGUGGAACCUGCUCCGGAUGCAGCCCGUGACCCAAGAGAAUUCAUGGAAAUGGGCGGCAAAGGCGAUCAGCAAUUGUUUGACACCCCUGCUAAUGGUGAAAGCAUCUAUCCUGACGAGAGUAUGAAGGCCGGCGCUCCAGAAGAGACGUGAAGAAUCCAAGAAGAUUGAAUGAUUUGUUGGGCUGCUUUUCCUGGCAUGCCAAGGGUUUAUGCAGUCCCGAGCUUUUGCAGUCCCAGUGGACCGACGUACUGUUGAUGAUGAGAUGUAAUAUAAAUCGCAAGAGGAUGGCCGUACAGUUGAGCUAUAGACAGACGUGUACAGGCGGUAUCUG
Cercospora beticola is the source of this 2448-nucleotide messenger RNA. Its product is annotated as CAMK family serine/threonine-protein kinase. Gene Ontology annotation, biological process: meiotic recombination checkpoint signaling; protein phosphorylation. Gene Ontology annotation, cellular component: nucleus; cytoplasm. The record is from RefSeq and is a predicted model, not a curated record. Lineage: Eukaryota; Fungi; Ascomycota; Dothideomycetes; Mycosphaerellales; Mycosphaerellaceae. Gene Ontology annotation, molecular function: ATP binding; protein serine/threonine kinase activity; protein binding.